GUCCAUUUCCUUUCGGCUGACUUCCGACGUUACACGACUUGCACGACGCCGUGCGAGGUUACCUUUUUCCGGUUCUUUGCGAGAGUGUACUCCACCCGUUCGAAAUGGCGAAACGCACGAAGAAGGUUGGAAUCACUGGUAAAUAUGGCACGCGUUACGGUGCCUCCCUCAGGAAAAUGGUCAAAAAGAUGGAAAUCACCCAACACAGCAAGUACACCUGCUCGUUUUGUGGUAAGGAGGCGAUGAAGCGCAGCGUCGUAGGAAUCUGGUCCUGUAAACGAUGCAAGAGGACUGUCGCUGGUGGCGCAUGGGUAUAUUCCACGACGGCCGCUGCUUCAGUAAGAUCAGCCGUACGUAGAUUGCGUGAAGUUAAAGAGCAGUAAAUUAUGUAAUAAAUAUCUUUUUAACAAUUUA
Messenger RNA from Wasmannia auropunctata (little fire ant), 414 nucleotides. RefSeq names its product 60S ribosomal protein L37a (gene RpL37A). The record is from RefSeq and is a predicted model, not a curated record. Bases 105 to 383 code for a protein of 92 amino acids. Gene Ontology annotation, molecular function: structural constituent of ribosome. Gene Ontology annotation, cellular component: ribosome. Lineage: Eukaryota; Metazoa; Arthropoda; Insecta; Hymenoptera; Formicidae. The transcript is spliced from 3 exons. Gene Ontology annotation, biological process: translation.